Messenger RNA from Ziziphus jujuba (common jujube), 828 nucleotides. RefSeq names its product histone-lysine N-methyltransferase ATXR3-like. The record is from RefSeq and is a predicted model, not a curated record. NCBI's taxonomy places the organism in Eukaryota, Viridiplantae, Streptophyta, Magnoliopsida, Rosales, Rhamnaceae. The transcript is spliced from 4 exons. The coding region runs from base 1 to 828 and encodes 275 amino acids. Gene Ontology annotation, molecular function: protein binding.
AUGAAUACCGAUAGAGAAGGUGAUGCAUGUUCGGCCAAAAGAGCUCAAAUUCUAUAUGAAAAUGAAGAUGGUUAUGAAAUUGAUGAUGAUAAUCUAACUUCUGACUCAGAGAUUGGAAGCUGGGGUUUAUUGGAUGGCCAUAUCUUGGCAAGGGUCUUUCAUUUUUUGAGAUCUGAUGUGAAAUCGGUUUAUAUUGCUUCUUUGACUUGCAAGCAUUGGAGAGCUGUUGUCAGGUUUUACAAGGAUAUUUCAAGACAGAUUGACUUGUCAUGUUUGGGGCCUAAUUGCAUUGACUCCAUCUUCUUGAACAUUAUGAGUGGUUAUGGCAAAGAUAAGAUCAAUUCUAUUCUUUUAACUGGCUGCAUCAACAUCUCCUCGAGCACACUUGAAGAAAUUCUUUGUUUAUUCCCUUCUUUGUCUACAAUAGAUAUUAAGGGUUGCAGCCAGUUUUCAGAGUUGGUCCUUAAAUUUCAGAAUGUGAACUGGAUUAAGAGCCGUAAUUCAUGUGGUAUGAAGAAUUUUGAUGACUCACAUUGUAAAGUAAGAAGUCUGAAGCAGAUCAUUGACAAAUCUUCAUCGGCUUACAAGGUUAAGGGUCUAGGUGGUGAUAUUGAUGAUUUUGGUGAUCUAAAACAAUAUUUUGAUAGUGUGAAUAAGAGAGACUCAUCAAAUCAAUUAAGAAAUUUAUACAAACGUUCUAAACUUUUUGAUGCUCGAAGGUCCUCAUCCAUACUAUCAAGGGAUGCCCUUAUGAGACAAUGGUCAAUUAGUGAAAUGAUAUCAGUCAAACUUUUUAUUGAAAACUCAACUUUUAUUAGUCGAGGUUAG